CUCACCUUUCGGCCAUGCAGCUGUCGAAGGCUAUUCCUUUCCAGCACCAGCUUUGUGCCAGAUAUUCACUUACCCGUCAAUUCUGCAAUUAGCUGCUUCUUACUUCUGCACCAUUUCGUAUAAAUAUCUCGAGGCAUCAGAACACCCAUUCAAACCACCCCACCACAGCCUCGGACAUCAUCAUGACUACAAACUCGCCCAACACUGUACGCCGGCCAAACCCUGAAGAUGGUCCCACACAAGCACCAGCUCCCAGACGCUACGUUAAUGAACUCGACAAUCGUCCUGAGGCAAGCAUGAACACGAUCUCGAGUCUCACAGGAGCGCAAGCUUCUGUGGAAUACUCGUGGCGGGCACCUUCACCACCUCACAUAUACGUUCCUCAGCCCCGAGAAGACCAAACCCUUGCACUUCCUGCGUUCGUGGCCAUGGGAUAUACGGAUGAGGAACGGAGAAUAUUAUUGGAAGUGACGUCAAAUAAUUCCUGGAUCAACAAGGCGAAGGAGUGGAAAUAUUUAUGGAGAAGAAACUCGCAGUCGAUCCUCACCUUCCUACAACUUGGUCCAUCAUGCGCCGCAAGGGAUUUGACUGCCUUGAGAGCCGAUGGAGUUACUAUGCUGUUGGUCAUCCGGAGUACUAUGACUGCAGCAGCUAGUUUGCUGAGCGGGGACAAGGCCGCGCAAGCAUUAGGUAUAGAAUCUGCAGCGGUCGAUGUUGCCAGCAACAAUGAGCUUAUUGCGGCGUUCCCAAGAGCGACCAGAAUCAUCAACGACCACCUCGUUUCCCAAUACCGUCGGCACAUGGCAGCAAACGGACGCGUUCCCCAACCAUGCGGCAAAGUCUUGGUCUUCUGCGAGUCUGGCAACGAGCGUUCGGCGGCUUUCGUCGUGGCUUUCAUUAUGAACAUUUACGGCGUUGAGCUCAUACCUGCCAUCCAAUACGUACAGUCGCAGCGUUUCUGCGUUGCCUUCGACGAUGACUUGAAGCAUAUGCUCAACAGCUACCAGGAUAUUUUGAAGGCGCAGCGAUCUCUUGUCGACUUACCAGGGGCUCCACAAGCGAAGCCGAAGAGACGAAGAGACGAUAUUGAGGAUGAAGACGGAGACGUGGACAUGCUUGGUCAAGGAGACGACGAGGCCAGAUUUGGAGGCCGUACUUCUUUUGUUCCCUUCCAAGCUCUGCCGCAGUGACCCAAGGACGUUUGUGAAUACUAUGAGCGAGGCGUUAUUGGUAUGGAAAGUCAUGAUCAUCGGAGUUUGGGGAAUUGCUUCUUGCAUUUACAAAGAAGGCUGGCGUUUACAAUACCCUGUAACGGAGCAUAACGUAUGGGGUUUUGGGUUCAGAUGAACGAUGUCGGUGUAUCAUAAUGAAUGGAGAAACGGCAGCCUGUGCCUCUCAUGUGUCUUACCUGCGGCUGUGGGUCGUUAAUUAGCAUUUCUCAAUGGCAGAUUUAGUAUUGCUAAAGGAAGCAAGAUCUAGGGCACCCUCUCUCUUGCAUUAUCCUGCGUUUUAUUGCGGGGUCUGACUUAGACAUCACGGUCAAUUUCCCUGGCAAGUUUUGGACAUGAAAGCUCCUCCGAUGACUCAAAUCCAUUUCAUGGAGAUCCCAGUCCGUGCUACCAAAUUCGGGCUCAGCAGGACGCAAUUGCGCCAUGUCAAGCCAACGUCAUUGAGCACAACCUUAUACUUUAUUCUUAGCAAAUAUGUCAACUGGAUAACUUCGAUCACUCCCG
Molecule: messenger RNA, 1733 nt
Organism: Cadophora gregata
Lineage: Eukaryota; Fungi; Ascomycota; Leotiomycetes; Helotiales; Ploettnerulaceae
Exons: 2
Coding region: 183-1190 (335 amino acids)
Biological process (GO): regulation of ERK1 and ERK2 cascade; protein dephosphorylation; negative regulation of protein binding
Cellular component (GO): nucleoplasm; cytoplasm
Molecular function (GO): F-box domain binding; protein tyrosine/serine/threonine phosphatase activity
Source: RefSeq, a predicted model, not a curated record